This is a messenger RNA of Mustela erminea (ermine), 2100 nucleotides long. RefSeq names its product centromere protein N (gene CENPN). Gene Ontology annotation, biological process: chromosome segregation; CENP-A containing chromatin assembly. Bases 514 to 1533 code for a protein of 339 amino acids. The transcript is spliced from 11 exons. The record is from RefSeq and is a predicted model, not a curated record. Lineage: Eukaryota; Metazoa; Chordata; Mammalia; Carnivora; Mustelidae.
CACGGCUAGAACAGCCCCCGCCGCUCCUGGCCUCUGAGGCGCAUGCGCCACCCGGCCUGGACGGGCCCAUUUCCGGGGGCUGUCGGGGAGGGAGAGCGAGGGUCCCGAGGCCCGGUGGGGCCUAAAAACAGCAACCCGAACGGACAAGCGAGAUUAAAGGGGCCGAGAGUAACUGCAUUUAACUAACGUUCUCCGCUAACAAGGGUGAUGCGAAGACUCGGCGAGUUUCACUGCUGCCGCUCUCCCACGCGACCCCCGUGCCCAGGGUACAGUCCAAGGAGAGCGCUCCGGGGGGCGGGGCUGGAGGGCGGCGGGAACUGCAAUUGGUGGCUUUGAAGGCGCAGCGGGCGGGAAGAGCGGCUGACAAGACACUGCCGGCGAUGACUGACUGCAAGAGACCCGCGCGCGGCGUGGGAUCGGGCCCUUGAAUGUGGCGGGAGCCUUGAGGAAGCCACAUCCCAGACCUGUGGGGUGACUUUUCCGCGACUGCCACACGUCCCAAGUGCCAAAGAGAUGGAUGAAACCCUUGUCGAGUUUAUCAAGAGGACCAUCAUGAAAAUUCCAAUAACUGAAAUGAUGCCAAUCCUCAAAGCCUGGGAUUUUUUGUCUGAAAAGCAGCUGCAGACUGUAAACUUCCGACAGAGAAAGGAAUCUCUUGUUCAGGACUUGGUUCUGCUCUGUGAGGAGAGGCGUGCAAGUAUCCAUGAUGCUGCCCUUCUAGACAUCAUUUAUACUCAGUUUCAUCGGCACCAGAAAGUUUGGGAUGUUUUUCAGAUGAGUAAAGAACCAGGUGAAGACAUUGACCUUUUUGAUAUGGAACAAUUCAAAAGUUCAUUUGUGAAAAUUCUUCAGAGAGCAUUAAAAAACGUGACGGUCAGUUUCCGAGAUGCUGAGGAGAAUGCCGUAUGGAUUCGAAUUGCUUGGGGAACACAGUAUAGAAAGCCAAACCAGUACAAACCUGUCUAUGUGGUGUAUUACUCCCAGACUCCCUACGCCUUCACUUCCUUUUGUCCUCUGAAAAGCAAUAUGCCCCUUCUGGGUCAGGCGCUGACAGUUGCCAGCAAUCACCAUAAGAUUGUGAAAAUGGACCUCAGAAGCCGAUAUCUGGACUCUCUGAAGGCUAUUGUUUUUAAACAGUAUAAUCGGACCUUUGAAACUCACAACUCCACUGUACCUCUGCAGGACAGAACCCUGGAGCUGGAUAUACACAUGGAUUCACGGAUCAUUCAUGAAAACAGAAUAGAAAAAGAGAGAGUCCAGAGAGUGACUCAAGAAACUUUUGGAGACUAUCCUCAACCAAGACUAGAAUUCGCACAGUAUAAGCUUGAAACAAAAUUCAAAAGUGAACUCAAUGGAGACAUCUUGGCAGAGAGAAAAGAGCCCCUCCGGUGCCUAAUAAAGUUUUCCAGCCCGCAUCUCCUGGAAGCUUUGAAAGCCUUAGCACCAGCUGGUAUUGCAGAUGCACCGCUUUCUCCAUUGCUUACUUGCAUACCCAAUAAGGGAAUGAAUUAUUUUAAAAUUAGAGAUAAAUAAGAUAUAUGUGGUUUUGAAAGCACAGCAUCUCUUUGACUCUUUCCUAGGAAUUUCAGUCAACAGCUAGCUGGAUAGUUUCUGUUUAUGAACUUGUGUUUUAGGAAUUAAUUCUUGAAAUUGACAGUUCAGAAACAUUCAGUAUAAUUGUUGGGACUGAUUCUUUCCUCCUCCACAUGUACCGUCUCCCCCAUAUCCUGCAAAGCAUAGCCCUUGUGGGCCUUUAAAGAGUGAUAUGUCCUUUUUCUCACUCCUAUCUCUCCUCUGUCAUGGAGAGAUCAGGUUCUAAUUGCUUGUUUCCAAGGAUUUUGUCUGAAACCUUGGAUCCUGGAAAGCAGCAUCAAGGAACCAUCCUCAACUCAAAACUUUCUAGGAAGAUCAUAAAAUUGGUCCAUUCAAAGGUAGAGUUGGGUCCAUGAGGCUAUUGCAGGAGGUAGCAUAUCAGAUGAUUCAGUAAUAUAAAAUAAUAGUUUCAUUGUAAAUAUGAUACAUUCUGUAAUCUGUUUUAUGAUAUAUUCAGACUCACAUACUAUCUGAUUUGUGAAUAAAGAUUGCAAAACUGGUGUAUCA